CCAAGGGAUCUCGUUGAAUUGGGUAGAUGUUACGAAAUAGCAGGUUAAAUUCAACGAGGAGGAAAUAGAGUCACGAAGGGUUGAAAUUGUAAAUGAAAUAAAAAGAAAAAAAACAAAAACAAAAAAAGAAAAAAACAAGAAAAAAAGAUUAAUCAAACCUCGUUCGAUUCUCAAAGAACGAACAAACUUAUCCGUGAUAUUUAUAUUUACACCAAGUUCGUAUGGCCAGCGAUAGAUAACGAUCUCUAAAUUAAUGAUUCACGAUACGGUACGAUACGAUAGAGACAGGAGAGGAUAAUUUAUUCGAAAGAAAUUCAAGAUGUCUCCAAGUAAUAAACGAUCGAUGCUCCCUUGAUGUCCAUCAAUUUCAACUUCGUGCUACAAAAAUUUCAUUAUUGUACAAACGAACGACCCCGACGACGAUUGAAUAAAUGCAGUCGCUGAAAUAUUUUUUAUUUUCUACGUAGACACAUACAUACAUAUGUACAUGCAUACAUACAUACAUACAUACAUACAUACAUACAUACAUACAUACAUACAUAGAUACAUAGAGACGUCCAUCGAAGGAACGAACGGCCAAUUGAUUUUGUCGAGGCAAGCAGAAACCUUGAAGCAUAUAUCUAAUCGCAAGUGUAUUGGUUCGAAUGUCGGUCAUCGCUUUAAUUCUUUCCAAGAACAAUUACAAAUCUCAUUAUCGAAGGACAAUGUUGAUAAAAAUUAAAUAUAUCAAAAUUAAAUAUAAAGAAAUGGGAAUGCUAUCUUUUCUCAAGAAAUAAUAUCAUCGGUUAAUCGGCCUUGUCGUUGGAACGAUUCGAAUGUUCAAUUUAUCUUUUCUCAAGGAAAUAAUAAAAUUAGAAACGCAAUCUAUCGUUCGUUAACUUAUUUGCAAAGUGUUCACGUUCGAUGUCGAAGAUCGGCCAUUCUGUGCUUCUAACUCGUGCGUGAUACACUCGAGGAGAGUCUCGAAGAAAUCUCGCGUUGUCGUUACAUUCGUUUAAAAGGCAUAUCGAGAAAGAGAGAGAGAGAGAGAGAGAGAUAAAUAGGAGAAUGGAAAGGGAAAGAGUGAGAGAGAGAGAGAGAGAGUGAGUGAAGAGACACGAGUCGACCCGCGCCUGGAAACUACACUCUCGUCGAACUAAGUGGGGGCAGUUCGGGCAAGUUUAGUACGAAUAUCGAUUCAGUCUCGCGCAAACCACCCCCGUGUGCCGAUGCUUCAGCUCCACCUUUUGGGGGAGCUUUUUCCACCUCGCUUACGUUUGACAACGCUCGUCGUUAUAAACAUAGAUUCGGUUAAAGAGGGAGGCGAGAACGAGUUAACGAAAGAGAACGAUCAGAGAGAGGCAAAGAAAAAGAAACACCACGGGAGCUUUCACGAAUAGCUCUCGUCAACGUUGAACGCGAAGCAAUCGUGGCUCGAUCGUGAAGAAAAAGAAAAAAAAAAUAUAUAUAUAUAUAUCUAUAUAUAUAAAAGAACAUUUCGAUUUCAACAAAAAGACAUAGGACAUCUAAGUUCGUUCCUUUUCAUUGUCAAGCAUAGGUCCAUGAAAUGAGACUAAUGUGCAAGCUCGUCGAAGGGUGGUAAGGGGUAGGGGUUGGAGGGUGAUAGGAUCUCAGGCGAGGGUUGAAGACAUCGAAAGAGAAGCUUUUAUGUCUCUGGUUAAAGCGAAGCCUUAGAACGAAGAGGACACAACGGCGGUGACUCCGUCUGCGACGACUCCCGCCGAUCGAACAUGUCGCGAUUUCACGAGGGACGGACGAAAUCGUGUUUCUACUCUUGACUAAGUCUUCUAAAUAUACGAGCAAGACGGUGGUGGUUCGAUCAUCGAAAGACAUCAAGAGAGACAUGUCUUCGAUAUCAGCUCAAGGCGUCGUUGAGAGAGCCAGCGCCGAAUUGACCAAGAGGAUCAACGGUUUGGGAUUGAGGACCUCGAAGCAUCAUGGUGGAGGGAGGACGAGCGUCAUGGAACGCGUUACGAAUGUCUUUUGCGGAGGCGGUGGGGUGGCAUAUACAAAUUUGCAGAGCGCGAACAACGUAAACACGAUUCCGGAGAAGCCGAGUAGGAGCGUUCCAACGUCGAUGAAUAACAUGUCAACAGGGAACAACAAAACUUUGAACAAUGGUACAGGUAGCAGACCAAGGAUAUCACGGAACAAAUCGAAAACUGUUAGCCUCGCGAGUGGUGGUAUGGGAGGGUACGUCGCACCGAGCACGUGGGAGCAGUUAUUGCAAGAUGAUCAUUUUCUUGGACGAUUCUUUCUUUAUUUCAAUGCCACCGAGAGAAGGAUAUUGGCUCAGGUAUGCACGAGAUGGCGAGACGUUCUAUACGCGAGACCAAGACUCUGGGCAGGUUUGGUACCAGUAGUCAGGUGCCGAGAAGCUCGAUCUAUGCCAUCCAGCUCGCGUACACGUCUCUAUGCCUCCUUGGUAAGGCGAGGUUUUCAUUCGUUAGUUUUAUUGGGUGCCGCAGAUGAAGAUAUACCAGAGUUAACGCAUGGAUUUCCUCUUGCGCAACGAUACGUUCAUUCCUUAUCAUUACGAUGUUGCGCUGUCACCGACAGAGGUCUCGAAGCUCUUUUAGAUCAUAUGCAGGCUCUUUUCGAAUUGGAACUGGCUGGUUGUAAUGAGAUCACCGAAGCUGGACUUUGGGCUUGUCUCACGCCUAGGAUAGUAUCAUUGUCCUUGUCCGAUUGCAUAAACGUCGCAGACGAGGCCGUAGGUGCAGUAGCCCAAUUGUUACCCAGUCUUUACGAAUUUUCGCUCCAGGCUUAUCAUGUAACUGACGCCGCAUUGAGAUACUUCAGCGCCAAACAGAGUAGCGCCCUUAGCAUUCUCAGGCUCCAAUCCUGCUGGGAACUCACCAAUCAGGCAGUAAUAAAUAUUGUACAUUCCUUGCCAAAUUUGACUGUAUUAUCACUUUCUGGAUGCAGUAAAGUGACGGACGACGGUGUAGAAUUAAUAGCGGAAAAUUUGCUAAGACUUCGUUCCUUAGAUCUGAGCUGGUGUUCGCGAAUUACAGACGCAGCCUUAGAAUAUAUCGCCUGUGAUUUAAAUCACUUAGAGGAACUUACGUUAGACAGAUGCGUCCACAUAACGGAUAUUGGCGUAGGUUAUAUUUCAACAAUGGGAUCCCUAAGUGCUUUGUUCUUGAGAUGGUGUUCACAAUUAAGAGACUUCGGACUUCAGCAUUUAUGCGGUAUGAGAUCCUUACAAGUGCUUUCCGUUGCUGGAUGUCCAUUACUUACUAGUAGUGGCUUAUCUAGUCUGAUACAGCUUCGUCACUUACACGAAUUAGAGCUAACCAACUGUCCAGGAACGUCACGUGAGCUCUUUGAUUAUUUACGAGAACACUUACCACGUUGCCUAAUCAUUGAAUAAGAGGAACCGAGUGUUAACUACGGUAUUUGCGAUACAACCUCUUUGAUUUCGAACGUAGUCGCGUUGCUCGGCGAUACGAAGGUGCAAACUCGGCACGACUUUGCGGAAGACUUGUAUUAUUUGUAUACAGAAAGAUAUGUGCAAAGUAAUACGUAGGGGAGGGAGAGAAAGUAAAAGAAACAAAUGACAAUGGUACAUAUGUACUAGCGAAAGGUAUAUCACGCAAGCGAAACGCUGAUGACGUCCAUAUUCUGAGAGCAUAACUAUGUUUUUCUUCUAACGGGCAUGGAAAAGGCCACACGCGAUAUAAUAAAUUAAAUUAAGUAGUCUUUAGGCCUUUUUAAUACACCGACGCCAGCAUUUAACUGCACUUGUUCAUUCGCGUUAUGUUUUAACUGAUCAUAGUUUUAUUAUCUUCUUGUCUGCGUAAUACGUAUAGAUACAUAAUCCUAAUACCUCUUUGUAUAUGUUCUUAAAGCAUGUUUUUUCGAAUAACGAGUAUCACCCAUUAUUCGACAAAAGCCAAAGAUAUAUAUACAUAUAUAUAUAUAUAUAUACACACAUAUGUGUAUAUGUAUAUCAGAACGAGAAAGAGGACUCACAUAAGUCACCGGAUUCGUUUCUCUAUUCUGUAUAUUUCUAUAGGAAAAAGAAAAAAAGAUGUGUUACGCAUGACAUAUUUUAAUGGUUAGAGCUGUGAUAAGAUUUGUGUUACAUAAAAUUCCAUUUGACUUUGAAAUGUUCAUGAUAUAUUAUAUUAUAUUAUCGAUAUUCAUGCCGCUUCACUAUUUGCACCUGCAAUCGGAAUAUUAGAUAAUUUGCUUUAAAGAAUCCUCCUAGAAAAACUAUACUGUUACGAGACAUUUACGAAACAUGUUACCGGUUUAUCUAGUACUUUAUUCUUAAAAGAUAUGCUUCAUAUAAUCUGUUUUAUAAUACAUGUUAUUGAAAUAAGAACUGAGAUCAAUUAUUACAUAUUUAUAUAUUAUGAGAAAUGAUAUUUGUAUUCGUGAUUUUACUUGAGAAUUUACUGUAAUGGAAUUAGCCUUUUUUAAAUUUAUAGUUUACCGUCGCGCUUUAGUUAUUUCAAAUUCCUUAUGCAAUAACACGUUAACAAGUCUAAUAUGAUAUAAACGGAGUAUUUCGUGUGUUUAAAGUAUUUAAGAACUUUACUAUUUGGUUAACCCAAUAUGUCCUGCGACAUAUUAAACGAUGUUAAUAUUUUAAGAUAAUAUCAAUGGAAAUUUAUUAUUUAUGUUGUAUUUAAUAACUCGCGUAUAAUAAUUUAUAGGUAGCCAACUAGAAAGAUCUGUUUUCUAUAACAUUGUAAUUAUUUUUGCGUGUGUUAUCACGUGUUUAGUACACAACAUCUUUGUAUAUAUUGUACAAAUUAUUCUUACUAAUUCUGUUAUCAAUCAAAACUAAGCGUAAACAUACCUGCACAUGAAAAAAAUUGUAUUGGAAAAUAUGUCACUUUGUGAUGCAGGUCACAGAUGUAACAUUCUAUGAUACAUUGAGAUGUGCUGUGAAAUAUAAAUUUAUUGA
This is a messenger RNA of Vespa mandarinia (Asian giant hornet), 4921 nucleotides long. RefSeq lists its product as uncharacterized. The record is from RefSeq and is a predicted model, not a curated record. Gene Ontology annotation, molecular function: protein binding. NCBI's taxonomy places the organism in Eukaryota, Metazoa, Arthropoda, Insecta, Hymenoptera, Vespidae. Gene Ontology annotation, cellular component: SCF ubiquitin ligase complex. Gene Ontology annotation, biological process: SCF-dependent proteasomal ubiquitin-dependent protein catabolic process.